AUGGCGUUGACCAUUGUAGCCGUAACUCUUUGCAUUUUGCAUUCGUCUUCGGCAUUAUAUUUUCAUAUCGGAGAAACAGAAAAGAAAUGUUUUAUUGAAGAAAUACCAGAUGAAACCAUGGUAGUUGGCAAUUAUAAGGUGGAGAUGUUCGAUAAAAAUUCCAAUUCCUUUAUUCCCACCGUGUAUGGACUGGGAAUGCAUGUAGAAUGCAGGGACCCAGAUGAUCGGGUAGUUUUAUCCAGGACAUAUGCUGCUGAAGGUCGAUUCACUUUCACAUCGCAUGCUGCUGGUGAACAUGUGAUCUGCCUCAACUCAAAUUCUUCUGCCUGGUUCAAUGCUGGACAGUUGAGAGUUCACUUAGACAUCAGCGUAGGGGAGCAUGCAGUGGAUUACCAGCAGGUGCAGGCCAAAGAUAAGCUCACAGAGCUGCAGCUCAGAGUUCGACAGCUCUUGGAUCAGGUUGAGCAAAUUACAAAGGAGCAGAACUAUCAGCGGUACCGGGAGGAAAGAUUUCGACAGACCAGUGAGAGCACCAACCAGCGCGUAUUGUGGUGGGCUAUCGCCCAGACCAUUGUUCUCCUUGUGACAGGUUUCUGGCAGAUGCAGCAUUUAAAGAGCUUCUUUGAAGCCAAAAAGCUUGUUUGA
Messenger RNA from Candidula unifasciata, 645 nucleotides. The record is from the annotation of a GenBank genome assembly. NCBI's taxonomy places the organism in Eukaryota, Metazoa, Mollusca, Gastropoda, Stylommatophora, Geomitridae.